This is a messenger RNA of Chenopodium quinoa (quinoa), 1492 nucleotides long. Its product is annotated as vacuolar protein sorting-associated protein 24 homolog 1-like. Lineage: Eukaryota; Viridiplantae; Streptophyta; Magnoliopsida; Caryophyllales; Amaranthaceae. The record is from RefSeq and is a predicted model, not a curated record. Gene Ontology annotation, cellular component: ESCRT III complex; multivesicular body. Bases 456 to 1142 code for a protein of 228 amino acids. The transcript is spliced from 8 exons. Gene Ontology annotation, biological process: late endosome to vacuole transport; endosome transport via multivesicular body sorting pathway; protein transport.
UUCAGGAUCCCUUGAAAUUGAAAGGGAGCUCUAAUCACUUGAGAUAUUUCUCACUCUCAAUACUAUUGCUUUAUUAAUGUGAUAAACCUGUAUUUCCCCUUGGACUUUAAAAUAAAUCUGAAUAACUUUCGCCCAUAACUCCAUAAGCUCCAUACAAAAAAAUAAAAAAAGACGAACGAGUGAAAUUUCCGGGUGAUUAUCGUGUGAUCACAUUGUACCAUUGCUAAAGUUGGUACUUGCUGUUGCUACGAGUAGUUUACCAUCCAUCUUUCAUUCUUCGCGCUACUACUUUCCUCUUUCCUCUUUGUCUGCGGAAGAUUCCCUUCGUUGUUCAUCUUCAUUCUUCAUCUGAUUGAAACAGAAUUUGGUUCAAUUGGGUUCUUCAUCUGCCCUAAUUGAUUGCUGUCAGCUUGAUAAUCAUAUAUUUGGUACUGUUUUCUGGGGAGAGAUUGGAUAUGGACAAAGUGAAGAGUAUGUUGGGGGUGAAGCCAAACCCUCAGCAACUGCUUAGAGAUUGGCAAAGGCGUCUUCGUCAAGAGGGUCGUAAUAUCGAGCGCCAGAUUCGAGAUAUUCAAAGGGAAGAGAAGAGUGUACAAAAAGCAAUUAGAGAUGCUGCCAAGAGAAAUGACAUGGGUUCUGCAAAGGCACUUGCUAAGGAAAUUGUGAGGUCAAGAAAAACUGUCAAUCGUCUUCAUGAGAAUAAAGCUCAACUUAAUUCAAUAUCAAUGCAUCUCGGAGAAAGUGUUGCUGUUGCUCGUACAGUGGGUCAUUUGCAAAAGAGUGCUGAGGUGAUGAAACUUGUCAAUAACCUCAUGAAAGCUCCACAAGUUGCUGUUACUAUGCAAGAGUUCAGCAAAGAGAUGACCAAGGCUGGGGUAAUUGAAGAGUUUGUCAACGAGGCUGUUGAUGAUGCGCUAGAUUCUGAAGACAUAGAAGAGGAAACAGAGGAAGAGGUUGACAAGAUCCUCACAGAGUUGGCCAGUGAGACUGCUGCACAGCUUCCUGUUGCAGCGAGGAAAGAAAAGAUUAAGGCACCUGCACAGAGCACGAGCAUACAGGAUGAGGAGCCAAUUGCUGAAGGUUUAGAUGACGAGGAAGAAAUGGAGGCGAUAAGGGCACGUUUAGCCAAAGUUAGAUCAUAAGAUACAAAUCUCGCCAAGAACAGAUUACUUGAUCAUGGAACCUGAUUUUCCUCUCCGGCCCCUCUCUAACAUACACAUAAUGAAUGAUACGUGAGUUAAUAGGCUCUUCAGAUCGGUUCCGUCACAUUUGUCUGUGUUACCAAACUUUGUUGUAAAUAAUAUGUAACUCAGCUUUUGCAUAAUGGAUUCUAUCUUCUGGAUUUUCGGUUGUGUAAUGAUCUCUGAAGUCUUCCCUAUUCUCAGUUCUAAUGUAAAGGGCCUUCAGCUUGUGUAAGGCAUAAUGACUACUCCCAUGCCACUAAACUCUAAUUUUUUAAUAUUCCAUAUUUGGUUGAACUUGUAAUGUUCAA